Messenger RNA from Punica granatum (pomegranate), 2304 nucleotides. The record is from RefSeq and is a predicted model, not a curated record. Lineage: Eukaryota; Viridiplantae; Streptophyta; Magnoliopsida; Myrtales; Lythraceae.
UUUUUUUCCCCUUCCCGUUCUUUUAUUCUUGUACAUAUUAGAGGGUUAAAUAUUAAUAGCGUAAGUAGCACUAUAGUACUACUUCUAGUUGGAGUAUACAAUGCAGCAGCUACCAGUACUCUGGGCAGGGUUUAGGUGUCCCAUUAGUUUCCGUUUAACAGAGAUCGAGAGAAAAGGCUCUCACCUCUGUCUUCUGUCUGUCUCGCCUUGCAUUCUCUCUCUCCCUCUGCUAAUGCAAUUGCAACGAAUCUCCCUCUGCAGAGUCCUCCGAUGACUACCCUCCACCACCGAAGCCACCACCCUCACCACACCGGCCGCCGCCUCUCUGUCUGCCCCCUCCACCCCUCCGCCACUCCCUCCACCGCCGUCUGCGCCUCCUGCCUCCGCGAACGCCUCUCCGUCAUCGAACCUUCCACCCUCCACGAGAUCCCCAACGCCUGCUCACCCCGCCUUGACCGUCUCCGCCGCUGCAGGUCCUACUCCUCACGCCCCGAGGCUGGCGCCGCCCGCACCUCCGCCGAGCCCCGCCGUAGAUCAUGCGACUCCCGAGGCCGGAGCUGCAGCCUUUCCGAUCUGUUCACUGCCGAGGAUGAGGGGACCGGCCUGAAGGUCGAAUCUUUGUCCGGUUUGAGGGAAGAGGAUGAGAGCGAGCAAGACGGAGAAGAAAUUAGGGUUGACGUCUCUCAGCGCACUGAUGCGAUUGCGCGGGAGGACAAUGCAGCUAACAAUAGGAGAUUCUACGAUGACGAUUUCGAAGGAGAUGUUGAGUUGAAAACUAUGAAGGAGUUUAUAGAUCUCGAGCUGCACAGCAAGAAGCAGCAACCGAGGAAAGAAAUGAGAGCCUUUUGGGAGGCAGCUUCGGUGUUCAGCAAAAGAUUGACGAAAUGGCGGCGGAAGCAGAAAAUCGAGAACAAGAAGGGAGGAGCCGCUGGCAGUGGCAAUGAUGAUGCAGUGAAGGUCCGUGAGAAGCUCCAUCCGGGCAAGCUAAGAAUAAGAGAGACGCAGUCUGAGGUUGGAGAGUACGGACUCGGCAGGCGGCCAUGUGAUACUGAUCAGAGGUUGUCACUCGAUGCUGGGAGGUUAUCACUCGAUGCUGGGAGGUUAUCUCUUGAUGCUGCGAGGCUCUCGCUCGAUGUUGGGAGGUUUUCGGUGGAUGUUGGAAGGGUUUCUCUUGAAGAACCUCGGGCUUCUUGGGAUGGUCAUUUGAUUGGGGGGAGGAGCUACAGUCAUCAUCAUCACCAUCCCCACAAUCAGAGGUUUAACCCGAUGGUGUCCUUUCUUGAGGAUGUGAAGGUGAUUGAUAGUAUGCUCAAGAGCAGGGCACUGGUUGAGGACAAGUUGAAUGUGGUGGAUGAGGAGGGGAGGAGCCCUGGUGGGUCGAUCCAGACCCGGGAUUACUACAAGGACUCUGUAGGUUCUCAGCGGCGAAGGAGGAGUUUUGAUCGGUUGAACUCAAGCAGAAAGGGGCCUCUGUUGGAAGCUGACGAGUUGAAGUCAAUGUCCAAUGCAAAGGUUUCUCCUGCCACUACGGAGUUAUUUUACGGGGCAAAGUUGCUGAUUUCGGAGGGAAAGCCAAGGGGCUCAGACUCAAAAGUUACCCAGGAUGAUAGCUGCCUAAAGAGUAUUGCCCCUGCCUCCAAUAAUGCCAGGCAUGUUGCUGGUGGGAGUGAUCCAAGGCAGGGUAAGAAGUCGCAAAAGUGGGGUAAGGCGAGGAGUAUCUGGGGCAUAAUUCAGAGACGGAAUGAGACCAAGUGUGCGAAUGAAGAGAAGUUUGAGAAUGGAUGCAUAGAGGGUGUGCCAGUUCCCAAUUCUUGGGAGAGGGCGAAUCAGGUUUUAAGUGGGGGAGAACUGAAUGGUAUGAUUGGCUCGAGGCAUGUUUGCAGUGGCAGUGUUAGUGCAAGGAAUUCGGGUGCAGCGGCUGUUGAGGCGAGGGGCAUUGGCUCGAGGACUCGGGAGGAAUGUGCUCUGCAGAGAAACCAGAGUGUGAAGUAUUCUCCGGGCAAUAUCGACAAUGGUCUGCUGCGGUUCUACCUGACUCCGUUAAGGAGCUCCAGAAGCAAAUCCAUGAAGAGCAGGCUAGGGAAAGCGCAUUCCGUAGCAAGAGGCAUGAACGCUGUAAUAUAAAGACGUGUUAGCUUGUGCUGUGUGGUUCGUUGUUGGUCAUCUUUUGUAAUAUAUUAACAGUUUAACACACACAAUAUGCCAUCAGUUCUAUAUGCUUCCCAUGACAGCUGCUCGACUGAUAAUUGUAACUCCUUGCUUUUGUUAGAGAAUGAAAUACUGCUGAGGCACUUUUACUAUUUA